GGUCAGCCCCGGUGAUAUUUUGGCUUCGCCUUUGGGGUAGGGUUUCAAGAGCAAGGCGCGCCGUCGCGGAUCGCCGAUUCGAAGCAGUACUGUGGCAACGAUCUCGGUCGAUCCGUCCAGCUCCUCGGCCAUGUCGAACAUAGAUCAGUCCUUGGAUGAUAUUAUCAAGAGCAACAAGGCCGGGGCUAGAGGCGCCGGCAAGAGGCGGCGGGGGGGCGGCGGUGGUGCCGGCGGUUCUCGGGCCUCGGGCCCUAUCCGUAACGCCCCUAACCGCCUCGGGCCCCGGACGACACCGUAUUCCAUUGGAAAGCGUUCUCGGCGGAGUGCUCCAGAGGGUGCUGGUGCCGGUGCCGGUGCCGGUGCCGGUGCCGGUGCUUGGCAGCAUGACAUGUUUGAAGAUGGGUUCGUGGGUGGUGGUGCCCGGACUAAGCCCGUCGGUAUUGAGACUGGCACCAAGCUUUUUAUCUCUAACCUCGACCACGGCGUCUCCACUGACGAUAUCAAGGAGCUCUUCUCCGAGCAGGGAGACUUGAAGCGGUGCGCAGUCCACUUCGACAGAAGUGGAAGAUCAAAGUGUACAGCGGACGUGGUCUUCGCCAGGAAGUACGAUGCACUCAAGGCGAUGAAACACUAUAACAAUGUCCAACUCGAUGGAAAGCCCAUGAAGAUCGAGUGCUUGGGCACUAACAUUGCCACCGCCUUUACUCCCAGUGUCAACGCUGUGAGCAACACGAACGGCGGCGGCGGCGGCGGCGGCGGCUUACGAACUCCCGGACGAGGCCGGAUUGGGAAGCGAAUCCGGCGGAAGCCUGCCAUCGCCGGGGGUACUAAAGGUAGCCAGCUGGGCGGCGCCGCCGGCGGUAAAGGCAAGGGAGGAGGAAAGCCCGUAGUGAAGUCGGCCCAAGAGCUGGAUGCUGAUCUAGAGAACUAUCACGCAGAGGCAAUGCAGACAUGAGAAAGCGGAAGAACAGGGACAAAACAACGUAAGCCUCUACUCUCUCAGAUCUUAGCGUGGGUUCUCUCCUCUCUCUCCAAAAUCAAAGGAUGGUGGUGUAUAGGCACAGACGAAACUUCUCUCAGCUGGCAAGACCUGGAUGUAAAAUUAAUUUUGGCUUGGAUUAACUUUGAAAGACAAUUUGAGGAUC
Molecule: messenger RNA, 1145 nt
Organism: Selaginella moellendorffii
Lineage: Eukaryota; Viridiplantae; Streptophyta; Lycopodiopsida; Selaginellales; Selaginellaceae
Product: THO complex subunit 4A
Exons: 6
Coding region: 131-955 (274 amino acids)
Biological process (GO): mRNA export from nucleus
Cellular component (GO): nucleus
Molecular function (GO): mRNA binding
Source: RefSeq, a predicted model, not a curated record